Messenger RNA from Sceloporus undulatus (fence lizard), 963 nucleotides. RefSeq names its product olfactory receptor 12-like. Gene Ontology annotation, biological process: G protein-coupled receptor signaling pathway; sensory perception of smell. Gene Ontology annotation, molecular function: odorant binding; olfactory receptor activity; G protein-coupled receptor activity. Gene Ontology annotation, cellular component: membrane. The coding region runs from base 31 to 963 and encodes 310 amino acids. The record is from RefSeq and is a predicted model, not a curated record. NCBI's taxonomy places the organism in Eukaryota, Metazoa, Chordata, Lepidosauria, Squamata, Phrynosomatidae. The transcript has 2 exons.
AGAUCUACAGGGGAAGGUCUAGAAAACAAUAUGAAAAACCACACCAAGGUAACACAAUUUUUCUUGGAGGGAUUCGAAGGACAUCUGGGACUACAGUUAGGAUUGUCUCUACUUUUUACACUGUUAUAUACUGCUACUUUGAUGGGGAAUCUUGGAAUGAUUGCCAUCAUCACUGUUGAUGCCCAUCUUCACAGUCCUAUGUACUUCUUCCUGAAAAAUUUAUCCCUUCUGGAUAUUUGCUACUCAUCUGUCAUCACCCCCAAAGCCAUGCUGACCUUUGCAACUGGGAAUAAGGUCAUUUCCUACAAUGGAUGUGCCACACAGAUGUUCUUCUUCUCUCUCUUUGGGACCACUGAGUGUUUCUUCCUAGCUGUGAUGGCAUAUGACCGAUUUGUUGCCAUCUGCAACCCAUUGCUUUACAAGGUCAUCAUGUCCAAAAAGACUUGUACACUCUUGGUAGCAGUAUCAUACUUCUUUGGGUUCCUCAACUGUUGCACACAAACAGGUCUCACAUUCAGCUUGUCCUACUGUGAGCCAGGAGAGAUCAACCAGUUCUUUUGUGAUGUCCCAGCUGUCAUGAAAGCCUCUUGUUCAGACACUUUUGUAAAUGAAAUUGUGCUGCUAGCAGUGUGCGGCCUUAUCAUAAUUGUAACAUUUACAAUUGUCCUAAUCUCCUAUGGCUAUAUUGUGGCAACCAUUUUGAAUAUACCAUCUGUUGAAGGUAAGCGAAAAGCCUUUUCCACUUGUACUUCACACAUCAUGGCUGUAAGCCUGUUUUUUGGGACAGCUUUCUUUAUGUAUGGACAACCUGGGGCCAUCUCUUCUCCUAAUCAAGGCAAAGUAGUGUCUGUGUUCUACACUAUUGUAAUCCCAAUGAUGAACCCAUUAAUCUAUAGUCUGAGGAAUAAGGAGGUCAAAGCAGCAUUGAAGAGACACCUUACAAAGAUGAUUUUCUUGCACUAA